AUGCGCCCCACCUACAGCCACUGCACUGCGCCGACAGGCACCACGUGGGCGGGUUCGAGGCAGCAGGCGGGGGCACGGAGGGCGGGGGAGGUGUGGGGCCCGUGGGGGCCGGGGGUGGGCACAGCAGGUGGCGGUGGAGCAGUAUCGUUCCAGGCGGAUGAGAGGGACGUGCGCGCUGCUGCGCUCGCCCUCGCUGCUCAGUUCCCCCUCUCCUCCUUCACUGCACACGAGGUGCAGGAGGUGGACUUGGCAGCGUGGGCAGCAGGCAGUGGCAGCCUCACGGCAUCAGUGGUGUACUCUGGCCCGCUGCAGGCCACUGCUGCUGCUCCUUCUCCAUCAGCAUCGGGGCAUGGGACGGUUGAACCCAUACUGCUCACUCACGACUACAACAUCCAUGCUCAGGAGGUGGCCAAGUCACAGCUAGCACUAGCGGCGUACCGCCUCGCAGCGCUGCUCAACGCCUCCUUCCCACAGCCGCUCUCUCAAGACCCCGGCACCUACUCCCCUUGCAUAUCGCUGCAGGAAGCUGGUCUGUCAUCGCAUCCCUCCUUCCCCGCUCACUUGCUCCCUCUCCUCUCCACCGGCUUCUACCCUCUCUGCUCGCGUGCCAUAUAUCUCUUGCUUUUACUCGCGUCCCCUCCUGUCUAUGACUUUUCAGACGUCCCAAAACUCUCGCUUUACUCUUGUCCCCACCAAUCUCUCUUGUCCUCUCUUCGUCCCAGCUCACUCUUCCCUACCCCUCUCUUCCCCCUCGAAGGCUCUUUUGCUGCCCACCUGCUCCCUCUUUUUCUCUGCUCUCAUCUCUCUCCUCUGCUCCUCGUUUGCUCCUUAUUUCUCUUCUCCUACCCCAUACUCCCUCACCCCUCCCUCACUCCUCCCUCACUCCUCCCACACCCCUCCCUCAUCCCGCGCGGUUCACUCCCAUCCACCACCGUCCUCACUUGCCCUCCAACCACCACCUCCCACCACGGCACAUGCAGAGGAGCGGGGGGCGAGGGCAGCGCCUCUCCUGGCAACGGCGCUGGGCAUGGCAGUGGCAGUGGCGCUGGCGCUGGUGGUGAUGCUGUACCGCGAGAGGGAGAGCAUGCAGCGGCAGAUCCGAGACCUGCAGCACCUCAUGCACCACCAUGA
Molecule: messenger RNA, 1131 nt
Organism: Closterium sp. Yama58-4
Lineage: Eukaryota; Viridiplantae; Streptophyta; Zygnematophyceae; Desmidiales; Closteriaceae
Source: the annotation of a GenBank genome assembly